Trichogramma pretiosum is the source of this 2288-nucleotide messenger RNA. It is a transcript of the gene phtm, whose product is annotated as cytochrome P450 306a1. Gene Ontology annotation, cellular component: intracellular membrane-bounded organelle; cytoplasm. Gene Ontology annotation, molecular function: heme binding; oxidoreductase activity, acting on paired donors, with incorporation or reduction of molecular oxygen, reduced flavin or flavoprotein as one donor, and incorporation of one atom of oxygen; iron ion binding. Gene Ontology annotation, biological process: xenobiotic metabolic process. The coding region runs from base 452 to 2008 and encodes 518 amino acids. The transcript has 5 exons. The record is from RefSeq and is a predicted model, not a curated record. NCBI's taxonomy places the organism in Eukaryota, Metazoa, Arthropoda, Insecta, Hymenoptera, Trichogrammatidae.
GUCUCGUGAGAGUAAGCGAAUUAUUAAAUCGAGACGUCAAAUACCGUGUGCUGCUGUUGCUGCUGUUGUUGUGUAUUGUGUACCACUACUACUGCUGCUGCUACGUGCCCGACUCAAGAGCAGCCGAGAUUAUUACUUGCUCUGUCUCUGACACGAAUGUACGUAUUAUUAUAUUAUAUCCGAUGUAUACAACGCGUCUAUUUACCCUUUGAGUUUUGGUUUACACGAGGCGCAGAGAGCGCGCGAGGAACGUUAUAUUACGUAGUUUAUACGAUCCGAGUGUGCGACGAGCAGUUCGAUUAUAAUACCCGACGAGCUCCAAUACGCGAUAAGAAACAGCGGCCGAUCGUCAACGCGACGAUCUCGAUAUAUACUGAUUACAUACCGAUCGAUGCAUCGCAAGACAUUCGCAGGCGCGCGAUAAAACAACGAUCGAUAAUACAUCGGCAAAAUGUUCCUGACCUUCCUCAUCGGAGCGGCCAUCGUGAUGGUCUUGCUCUACUACCUCUACGGCGAGCCAACGCACAGACGUCCACCACCGGGUCCUCGGGGACUGCCGAUCGUCGGCAAUCUGCUGCAGAUCGAUCCCGGAGCGCCCCACCUGAGCCUGGCCCAAAUCGCCUGGAAGCACGGGCCGGUCUGCUCGCUGCGCAUGGGCAGCGUCUACACGGUCCUGGUGACGGAUCCGCGCCUCGUCCGUGAGAUAUUCGCGCGCGACGUCUUCAGCGGUCGCGCGCCCCUCUACCUCACCCACGGCAUCAUGAAAGGCUACGGCCUCAUAGCCGCCGAGGGCGAAUUGUGGAAGGAGCAGCGCAAAUUCAGCGCCCAGUGCCUCAAGAACUUCGGCAUGAGGAAGUCGGAGGGGCUGCGACGCGACAAGAUGGAGGGCAAGAUCGCGUUGUUCAUCGACGAGGCCCUUAAGCAGAUGUACGUCAAGUCCGCUUACGAGCCCGAGUUCGAUCCGUUCGACGUGCUGCAUCACUGCAUCGGCAAUCUCAUGAAUCUCAUCGUCUUCGGCAAGGUCUACGCCGAGGACGACGAGGACUGGAUAUUCCUGCAGAAGGCCCAGGAGGAGGGCGUCAAGCUGAUCGGCGUCGCGGGACCCCUGAAUUUCUUGCCGUUUUUGAGACACGUCCCACCUUUUGACAAGCCCAUGCGCACGAUCCUCGAGGGCCAGGCCAAGACGCACGAGAUCUAUCGGGCGAUCGUGGCCAAGUAUCGCGAGGACGCCAAGAAGGAGGCCACGACGCAGAACGCGCUGGAGCGCGCCAUGCAAGCGGACAGCUUCCUCGGCAACUUCUGCGCCCAGCAGAACAGCCUCGAGGCGAUGGGCCGGCCCGCGGGCUCGUUCACCGACACCCAGAUGAUGUAUCUGCUCGCCGACAUGUUCGGCGCCGGCGUCGACACGACCCUCGCCACUCUGCGCUGGUUCCUCCUGUUCAUGGCGGCGAAUCCGCUCGAGCAGCAGCAGAUACAGGAGCACCUGGACAACGUGGAGACGGCCAGUGCCGAGAGAGUCGAGCUGAGGGAUCGGGACCAGCUCAUCAGGCUCGAGGCCGCGAUCAUGGAGACGCAGCGCAUGAGGAGCGUCGUGCCCACGGGUAUACCCCACGGUACCUUGAGGGACACGAAAAUCGGCGAUUACCACGUGCCAAAGGGCAGCAUGAUCAUGCCGCUGCAGUGGGCGAUACACAUGAACCCCGAGUACUGGCCGGAGCCCGAGAAAUUCAAGCCCGAGCGAUUCAUCGCCCCCGACGGAAGCUUGGCCAAGCCCGACGCCUUCCUGCCCUUCCAAGCGGGCAAACGAAUGUGCGUCGGUGACGAGCUGGCCCGCAUGAUACUGUUCCUGUUCGCCGGCAACAUACUGAAGAGGUACACGCUGAAGCCGCCGAGCGGGGGCAGCAUCGAUCUGGAGGGCGAGUGCGGCAUAACGCUGCUGCCGAAGAGUCAGAAAAUCCUGUUCGAGAGACGUGGCAAAUUGGAUCUCGAUAAGAGCCUGAGCGAGUGAAAAAAAAAGCUCCGUGCAGCUUGCGAUCUCGCGUAAUUACGGGCGCGCGAACGACGACGGCGACGACGAAUCCCGCGCGCGCUCGAUUUUUAUCAUUAAUUUUUAUAUCUUGUAUUAUAUACUUAUAGAUGUAAUACAUACAGAUUUUUAUAUGUGUAUCGUUCUCCUGUAAAUAUUAUAUAAGCGUCGAUAUGUAAAUUGUAAAGCAUCGAAGAAAAAAAAAUAUUACGCUAAGAUUGACGUACGAAUAAAUAGUUUCGUAUAUAUACCUAUACGUGAA